Hemiscyllium ocellatum (epaulette shark) is the source of this 2367-nucleotide messenger RNA. It is a transcript of the gene abch1, whose product is annotated as ATP-binding cassette, sub-family H, member 1. Gene Ontology annotation, biological process: transmembrane transport. The coding region runs from base 149 to 2206 and encodes 685 amino acids. The transcript is spliced from 20 exons. Lineage: Eukaryota; Metazoa; Chordata; Chondrichthyes; Orectolobiformes; Hemiscylliidae. Gene Ontology annotation, molecular function: ATP binding; ABC-type transporter activity; ATP hydrolysis activity. Gene Ontology annotation, cellular component: membrane; ATP-binding cassette (ABC) transporter complex. The record is from RefSeq and is a predicted model, not a curated record.
CUGGAUAAACACCCCCAUGGAGUCUGAAAUCCAAAGUCCAGACGUACAAAGGCUGGAGUCUUGUGCAAGGUGUGAACGCUGGAGUUAAUGAGUGCCAAGUCCAGGUGCUGUACACAAGUGGAGUUGUUUUGAUGUUGAAGAUGCGGAGAUGAUGGUGGAUCCAGGGGCAGACCGUGACAUUGGGCAGGCAGCCCUUGAGUGUCGAGGAGUCACUCUCUCCUACGCGAAGCUGAAAGUACUCGAUAACCUUAACCUGACCCUGCCACAGGGUCAGAUAUACGGGCUGCUAGGUCCCAGCGGUUGUGGCAAAACAACCUUUCUCCGGUGUGCUUUGGGAAGAUUAAACAUCUCAAAGGGGAACAUUACAAUCCUGGGGAAGCGUCCAGCAUUCCCGGGUCACCAGGUACCAGGCAGGAUGGUGGGAUACAUGCCUCAGGAAUUAGCCUUAUACAAUGAGUUUACUAUUCAGGACACGUUUUGGUUUUUUGGUCGAAUCCAUGGACUGAGCAGCAACGACAUUGAAUCACGUCUCUCAUUCCUAGUGAACUUUCUCGAUCUUCCUGAAAAGAAGAAACUUGUCAAACAUCUCAGCGGAGGACAGAAACGGCGUGUAUCUCUCGGAGCUGCCCUCCUCCAGGAACCUCAGCUUCUCUUGUUGGAUGAGCCAACUGUUGGAGUGGAUCCUGUUUUACGAGCCAGGAUAUGGCAACAUCUGCUGGAUGUGGUGAAGGAUCGAAAGGUAUCAGUGAUCAUAACAACUCAUUACAUCGAGGAAGCAAGUCAGGCUCAUGUGGUCGGGUUAAUGAGGAACGGUCAGCUGCUGGCAGAGGCUCCACCGGAUUAUUUAAUAAGAUUCCACAAUGUAGCAACUUUGGAGAGUGUGUUCCUAAAGUUGUGUAGAUCCUCAGAUCAAUCAUCUGUGCAGGUCUCUGCUCCCGCCUGGCACAGGACCCAGAGCCUGCGAGGGGACAGUGAGGAGGAAACUAGUGCCCUGCUCCCACAGCCAGUUGUCCCCAAGCUCUCAGUGAGCUGCCGGCAGUGGGUGAAAAGCCUGGUUCCUAAAUGGAGGAAUAUCAAGGCUUUAAUCAUUAAAAGCUUCACCAGAAUCCGGAGGAUGCCUGGGUUUCUUGCUUUCCAGUUCCUGCUGCCAGUCGUACAGAUCUCCCUGAUCUGUCUCUGCAUUGGACACACUCCUGAGAAGCUGCCUGUUGCUGUGGUGAACAAUGAUACAGGACGACCCUCCCUGAGCCAGACCUUCCUGCUGCAGUUCGACAACGAAACAAUUGUCCAGAUUAGUGUGAACCAGCUAGAGGCCAUUCAGGGAAUAAUGGAUGGGAAAUACAGGGCUGCUCUCGGCUUCGGAACAAACUUCACUCAAGACUUUCUUUUAAGGGCAACUGAGAAGGUAGUGGAUGAAAGAAUAAUUGACGGGGGUUCAGUCCAUGUCUGGUUAGAUAUGACCAACCAAGAAAUUGCAUUCACGAUCAAACUCAAGCUGCAAGAAGCUUUUGAGGGGUUUGUUAAGGUGGUCCUGGGAAAGGCUUCAUAUCUGUUCUCUUCUCCAGUGAAGUUUGAAGAGCCAAUCUGUGGGAAUAAACAUCCUGAUUUUACAACAUUUAUAGUUCCUGGGACGAUCUUAAGCAUCACUUUUUUCUUGGCUCUGGGUUUGACUGCUCUCUCGUUUGUGAUCGAAAAGAGGGAGGGUUUACUGGACAGGAGCUGGGCUGCAGGUGUGAGUUCCCUGGAACUGAUACUGGCUCACACUUUGUCCCAUCUCCUAACGAUGAUUAUUCAGAUAACAUUGUUACUCAUCUUUACAUUCCUGGUUUUCAAGAUUCCCAAUGAAGGUUCCUUGCUUGUGAUCGUAAUCCUAAUCUUAAUGCAGGGCAUCACUGGAAUGGCCAUGGGGCUCAUCAUCUCAGCUUCCUUCGAUGAUGAGCAGUCAGCGGCCCAGGUUUCACUGGGGAUCUUCUAUCCGUGUAUAGUUCUGAGCGGAAUCAUUUGGCCCCUUGAAAGUAUCCCAUACCCCCUGAGGUAUGUGAGUUUAAUCUUGCCACAAACAUACGCAUCAGAAGCACUCCGAGGUGUGACUGAUCGAGGAUGGCACUUCUCUCACUGGCUGGUGUGGAGCAGCUUUCUCAUUACUCUGGCUAGCAGUGCAUUCUGCCUUUUCUUGGCGACGGUGAUAAUGAAAAUAAGAAAAUAGUGACGGAACAACACAGAGCAGUGAGCAGCUCUGACCUAGAAAGGCCAUCUCCUGAACAAGGAGGGCUGUGAACAUUUGUUGAACUGAAUUCGAGUGAGAUUGUAAAUGUGAAAAUGAAGGUUGGUCCCGCUGCUUUUAACACUUUCCCUUGAUUUUGUUAA